UGCCAGGGAGGCAGCAGCAGCCUGGAGCAAGGUGGCACAGCCACGGGACCCCCCCAGUCCCCAGCACUGAGGGACCCCAAACAACCUGAGGGAGGCAGGCUCUGGGGUUGGGGAGCCAACGUGCGCGUUUCUGUCAGCAGCCAGGGCGAGCACGGCGGUGCCACAGGGCUGGGACACGCUGGUGGCCAGGGGCCGUCCCCCACCUGCCCUCGCGUUGCUCUUGCAGCUACGCUGGUCACCGUGCACACUGCAGGUUGAGCAGGAGGAAACCGUCCGUGGAGCUGAAGCCCCCACUCCUGCACAGCCCCAAGGUCCAAAGCUCCCACCAGAUGGUGCUGCAGCCGACCCACGGGUCCUGCCGGGGAGCUGCGCCCCCACGGCUGGGAGCUUGCAGGGGGGCAGGCGCUCAGCCCCCGGGCUGCACGGCCAUCCCUGGGUAUACAGGGUUCAUCCCCAGAGCCCAGCACUUCUUUGCCAAGACUUACUCCGAGAUCUGCAAGGAGGCCAGGAGCAGCUUCGCCCAGCAGCGGCUGGGAUCUGCUCACGAGGAGCAGGAGCAGAGGACACGGCUGCUGUGCCAGGACCCCGCGCAGGACCGUGACGACCCUCCUGAGCCAGGUAACCACCAGGGCCACUCAGCCACAGGAGCAGCAGCGGCCGCCACUGCCCCGUGCGCAUUGCCGUGUGCAUUCCGGCCACAAGGAUCCCCCUACUCCAUGGAGGAUGAUGAUCCCCAAAAAUAUUUUAUCUCAGGCUUCACGGGCUUUGUGCCCCGUGCCCGGUUCCUGAUCGGGACAGGCUACCCGAUCACCACCAACCGGGCCCUGCUCGAGUUCAGCCAAAUGACCCUGAGGAAAGGCGGCAGGAGCGGGACCGAGAAGGGCGGCGCGGUUCUCUCACCCCUGGGAAAGGUCUACCCUGCGGACAGGGGUCUGCUACCUCGUUACACAGGCUACGUCCCAGGUUACAAGUUCCAGUUUGGCCGUACCUACGGACGCCUGACUCACAACUCCCCGGGCCUGAGCACCCUGGAGAAGAAGAUCCCAGACUGA
Messenger RNA from Cygnus olor (mute swan), 1052 nucleotides. It is a transcript of the gene CIMIP2B, whose product is annotated as family with sequence similarity 166 member B. The transcript has 5 exons. The coding region runs from base 330 to 1052 and encodes 240 amino acids. Lineage: Eukaryota; Metazoa; Chordata; Aves; Anseriformes; Anatidae. The record is from RefSeq and is a predicted model, not a curated record.